Messenger RNA from Microdochium trichocladiopsis, 657 nucleotides. RefSeq lists its product as uncharacterized. Bases 1 to 657 code for a protein of 218 amino acids. Gene Ontology annotation, molecular function: protein binding. The record is from RefSeq and is a predicted model, not a curated record. NCBI's taxonomy places the organism in Eukaryota, Fungi, Ascomycota, Sordariomycetes, Xylariales, Microdochiaceae. The transcript is spliced from 3 exons.
AUGUUUCCCACAUUCACCGGCGACUCUCGGCGGCCGCGCAACGUGAACCUCAGCAGACAGCGGCCCUCGAAUCCCUGGGGCCCCAGCGGCUGGGGCGCAAACCCAGGCGCAUCAUCUGGUGCCUCCAAGACGGUUGCCCAUGCUCAAGCAGAAAGGGAGAAGCGCCAGAAGAAUCGCGAAGAGCUUGUCGCUGCGAAGCGGCUCCAGAGGAUAUGGAGGGGAUGUUGCGCGAGGCAGAAGAUUAGAGAAAGUCAUCGUCGGGCAUUUGACAACGAAAUGCAGCGUGCCGGGGGUACCGAUCUUGGCCACAUCACCAAAACGUUGCCACUGCUGGUGGCUCUUUUUGACCCAAAGCGAGACGACGACCAGAAUAGAGCACGAGAUCAUCAACUCGGAAGCCUCAACCAGCACUCUCUUGAUCGCCUGGUCGGUCUCAUCGUCGCUGCCCUUGAAAGAGGACCAUUCGCUUCCGCCCGUGCGCUCCUACCCCUUUUAUCUGAGCUGGUGACAAAACGGCCUUGGAGUGUUGGCUCAAUCCUCGGCCGGUACUAUCAUGUUGCGGCACGGUACUUUUCAGAGGGCAUGGAUCCUGCCGAGCAAGCAAUGCUCUGCGACGUUGUCCGCGCACCCUUAUCUUCCGAGAAAGGUACGUGUUGA